Molecule: messenger RNA, 786 nt
Organism: Gastrolobium bilobum
Lineage: Eukaryota; Viridiplantae; Streptophyta; Magnoliopsida; Fabales; Fabaceae
Exons: 9
Coding region: 9-674 (221 amino acids)
Molecular function (GO): hydrolase activity; zinc ion binding
Source: RefSeq, a predicted model, not a curated record
GAAACUCCAUGAACUCUCGGGAGGCUACUCUUGUGGUUACGGCAACUGUUUUUGGUGCCUUGGCCUCUGCAAUCGCUCUCCGCUUCUUCUACCGCUCACAAAAGCAUCCAUCCAAGACCAAUCCCUCCCAAAACGGCACCGUCUCCUCUUGUAACGACCCUUUCGACCCCUCCAAGCGCAAAGGGUACUUGUCAUGGGAUGACUAUUUCAUGGCAAUUGCAUUUCUGUCAGCUGAAAGAUCCAAAGACCCUAACAGGCAGGUGGGGGCUUGCUUGGUGAGUCAAGAGGGUAUAAUUCUUGGUAUUGGUUAUAAUGGAUUUCCAAGGGGUUGUUCUGAUGACAAGCUACCCUGGGCAAAGAAAUCCAGGACUGGGGAUCCUUUGGAGACCAAGUACCCUUAUGUUUGCCAUGCAGAAGUAAAUGCUAUUCUUAACAAAAAUCAUGCCUCUGCUGCUGGACAACGGUUAUAUGUGACCAUGUUUCCUUGCAAUGAAUGUGCUAAGAUCAUAAUCCAGUCAGGAGUUUCUGAAGUAAUUUAUUUUGUGGAGAAGAGGUUAGAAAAAUCAGAUAUUGCAUAUAUUGCCUCCCACAAGCUACUUUCAUUGGCUGGUGUAAAGGUCAGGAAACAUCAGCCACUGAUGAAUGAAAUUCACCUAAAGUUUAAGGAGCGCUAGAUUUUGAAGCUUGAUAUAAAUUUACAGUCUUUUAGUCAUUAUCUUCAAAGUUACUGGAUGAUGGCUUUAUCGAUUCUGAAUAUUGCAGAAGCGUUCUUAUAUUUGAAUUUCU